CUGGAAAGGCAACUACUGCUGCAGAACCAGAUGAGAGAGAGACAAAUAGCCAUGCAGAUUGCCUGGACACGGGAAUUUCUCAAAUAUUUCAGGACAUUUUGUGGACUUGCUGCUGUAGUUUUAACAACUGGGUAUGAACAAUAAAAAAAGAAGAACCCAGCAGUUUUAUUGCCAAUGCUUCCCUUAAGCUUUGUAUUUUCCUAUCAUUAUGAUAUGGGCUAUGCACUGUUGCAAAGGAUCAAAGAUGAAGCAGAGACCAUACUGGACACAGAGACCACUUUGCUAGAAUUGCCGAAAGGAUCUAUCACUUUUGAAGAUCUGGAGAAAAUCAGAAGAUCGCAGAGCAAGUUCUUCAUAGAAAAAUAG
This is a messenger RNA of Acanthisitta chloris (rifleman), 366 nucleotides long. It is a transcript of the gene PLGRKT, whose product is annotated as plasminogen receptor, C-terminal lysine transmembrane protein. Lineage: Eukaryota; Metazoa; Chordata; Aves; Passeriformes; Acanthisittidae. The record is from RefSeq and is a predicted model, not a curated record. Gene Ontology annotation, biological process: positive regulation of plasminogen activation. Gene Ontology annotation, cellular component: plasma membrane.